UCCCCCUCGACAGCGGCUGAUUGGCCCGCGGAGUCUCCGCGUUCGAUUUGGGAGGGUUGGCUCAGCUGCUCGCUGCAAGGCUGUGGCCGAGGAUUGGCUGUUGAGGGGCUCAGAGCACUUUCUCCGGGGAACUGUGGCUGCGAUCCAGGUGGCUCGGCCAGGAUCCCCGCUGCGUUCUGCCCACCUCGGGCACCCAAGGCAACCAGAGCGCCCGUGAUGGGGACCCCAGCCUCUGUUGUGAGUGAGCCACCCCUGUGGCAGGUUUCAACUGAGGCCCGGGGGCGAAAGCAGGCCUCUGCUAACAUCUUCCAGGAUGCGGAGCUGGUGCAGAUCCAGGGCCUGUUCCAGCGCAGUGGGGACCAGCUCGCUGAAGAGCGGGCCCAGAUCAUCUGGGAAUGUGCGGGGGAUCACCGUGUGGCUGAGGCCCUAAGAAGGCUGCGCAGGAAAAGGCCCCCGAGGCAGAACCACUGUGGCCGGCUGAGAGCGCCAGAGCCUGGUUCUACAGCGGCCGACCCACAGGACAGCACUGCUGACAUGGCUUCCAGUGAGCAGUUUGGGAACUCCCGGAGGACAAGUGCCAGAGUCCACCGAAGCUGGAAUAAGCCGGGUCCCACAGGUUACCUCCGCCAGAUCAGACACUGACCCAGUGAAGGGGUGGGGAGGCCCUCCCCCCUCAGAUAUUACAGGGACUUUGCCAAAGGGCUAUGGAGUUGCAGGGAGGCCAUAGGACUGCCAUCCUCAGUUCAGAGCAGAGCCGGCAUUCA
Phodopus roborovskii (desert hamster) is the source of this 764-nucleotide messenger RNA. It is a transcript of the gene Avpi1, whose product is annotated as arginine vasopressin induced 1. The record is from RefSeq and is a predicted model, not a curated record. The transcript has 3 exons. NCBI's taxonomy places the organism in Eukaryota, Metazoa, Chordata, Mammalia, Rodentia, Cricetidae. Bases 217 to 642 code for a protein of 141 amino acids.